UUCUACCAAGCACACUCCUGAAGUUCCAGUACAAACCAUAAAGAGGUUGAGAUAGAGUGAGAGAGAGUAGAACUGGAGAGCCAGAAGCUAGGAUCUAAGAAGUUGUUGGAGGAAUCAGAUCUUCAGAAAAGAAGAUCUCAUGGGGUCUGCUGUUGAAUAUCACAUCCAACACAUAAUCAACAUUCCAGAAGAGAUUGAACCUGCAUUGUGGCCUGAAUGUUGUAUCUAUAAGGUUCCUAGUAAUCUUUUGAAGGUGAAAGAGGAGGCCUAUACUCCUCUAUUGAUCUCAAUUGGCCCUGUGCACCACAAGAAAGAAGUACUGAAGGAAAUGCAAGAACAAAAACAAAGAUAUUUUCAUUUCUUUUGGAAACGCCUAGUGAACAAAUAUGACUUAGUGCAGUAUAAAGCCUACCUUGAACAAGAAGAGCAAAAAAUUCGCCGUUGUUACCAAAACAAAUUCACUAAUAUGAGCAAUCAGGAAUUUGUUGAAAUGAUACUGCUGGAUGCUGUGUUCAUCAUGGAGCUGUUUCUGAGAGAAGCAAAAAGAUGGGAACACAAAGAUGACUAUCUAGUAACUCAAAGAUGUGUUGGGAAGAGCAUCCAGCGUGAUUUGCUGCUGCUCGAGAAUCAGAUUCCAAUUAUGGUGUUGGAAAAACUGUAUGAUAGAGUUGUUCCAAGCAAUGUCAAGAAGCAUUCAAGAUUUCUUAAGCUCGCGCACGAGUAUUUUCGAUCUUAUUAUCCUCACCAGUAUUCUUCAGACAGCAAGUUUGAGCUAUGUAAGUGGGAGGAAUCACUACAUUUCACUGAUCUGAUUAGAAACUCAUAUCUUCCCAAGAAACUGAGCAGUCAGCAACCUUAUUCUGAAAAGGAGUCUGUGCUAAGGACUGCAACAAAGUUGAAUGAGGCUGGUAUAAGCUUUGAGAAUGUUCAUGAUAGAUCCCUACUUGACAUAAAGUUUGAGAAGAAGAGAUUCUUCAGCUGGUUUCUUUGCUUGGGUUGCUUGCCAUGCUGCAAGUUGUUCAAAGCUAGAUUUCAAUUCCCUCAGUUAAAAGUAGACCACACAACAGAAUGUGUUCUUAGAAACCUAAUAGCCUUUGAGCAGUGUCACUAUCCUGAGGAGCCUUAUAUUUGCAAUUAUGUUUUUCUUGUUGAUUCACUUAUUCACACUAAAGAUGAUGCUGAGUUGAUGGUUGAGAAAGAAGCUAUUGUCCAUGAACUGGGAAGUGAUCAGGAAUUGGCAAAUUUGGUUAAUGAUCUUUGUAAACAUGUAGUGACAAGUUCAACAUGCUACCACCAAAUUAUGGAAGAUGUUAAUCAACACUACAACAACGAUUGGAAAUGGGCAAUGGGUACAUUAAGGUGGGUUUACUUCCGUGACCCUUGGAGAAGCAGUUCUACAAUAGUGGGAAUUGCUGUGCUAAUAUUCACCGUCUUCAAUUUCUAUCGAGUUGCUAGUCUACUCUUUUAGUUACAUGAGAAAUAUAUAUUGAAUCACCUUUUGUGUAUUGUAUCGUAUAAAUGAUUGCAAUGUAACUUUUAUUUCUCAUUUACUUGUACUAGAACUGGCAUGUUUAUCGUAUAACAUAUUGAUUGAUAAUAGUUGCACAUAUGUGUGAUGGUACCAGGGACAUCCUAAACAAGAGUUAAAUGAGCAAUGACUUCUAGUUACUAGGAAAUAUGCUGAAAUGAGCAUGACCUUUUUAAAUCAGGCUAUUUCAAUUGGUUGGAUUCUGAAUAAGAUCCUCUAAUAUUUUCAGAAUCCUCUGGUCUUUUUUAUAAAUUGAUAUAUCCUUUAGGAAUCUUUAAGUCAAAUUGUUUAGAGGGAGAAAGCUUCCCCAGCUUUUAAAUGGAUCGAGUUUGUACAAAUUUCAUUGAGUGAGCAAGUUAUGAUCAGAACAAGAGGGUAGACUAUUUCAGGGUGAUGCAGCACCAUAAUAUCGCAAUUCGCAAUUUGUAUUUUGAUCUUACCAUUUCACUUCAACACAGGUUACUAUCAACCAAUACAUGAAAAAACCAAAGUAAGUUGAAAACACUUGCCAAAAUUACAUAAAAUCAAAAUCAAGAUUCUAGAAAUCCAUGGUGAAAAACAGUUAACUAGGACUGAAACUGAACCAGAAAGACUAACAAGAGCUGCUUAAAAUAAAAUGAUGCCAAACACUGAAACAUUUGGUCCUAUUGAUUAAGAGAAAGCUCCUUCCGCUUAUAUCGGACCAUCACUUUUCCUUUCACUCCUACAACCAUGGCAUUCCAAUCGAUCUCAGGAAAAGGUGACACCAACUCCAGUUCAAAAUUCCUCAGCAGAUGAGUCCAUAUUGCUUUUAUCUGCAGAUAUGCGAAGGGUUCACCGAGGCAUCCAUGUCGGCCUCCUCCAAAUGAAAUGACUGAGAAUGCACCUGCCACCUUGUCUUCUUCCCUGCCAACAGCAAAUCGAUCAGGAUCAAACCUAUCAGGGUCCUUGAAAACGUGACUUAGCCUGUUAGCAAACGCAGGUGAUGUCGCAAUUAUAUGACCCUUGGGAAUGUCAUAUGCUUUCCCCUCUCUUGUUGUGACGCUAAAAUCAGUGUGUGAGCUUCUCAUCAGCAUAAUCAGAGGGGGGUGGAGUCUCAAGGCUUCUUUAAUGCACCUAUACAGCACAUCCAUUUCAGCCAAAACAUCAUGAUCAACUCUGUCCCCGUGCUUUUCCAUCAACAUCUUCUGCUCCUCCAACACGGCUGAAAGGUACUUGUUGUUACACAGGAGGUAUGCACCAGUCCAAGUGGAGGUAAUGGAACUUGUGUGUUGACCUGCGAAAAGCGCAGCAAUGAGCAGUCCAGUCACUUCAGAUUCGGUUGUUGGGCGACCAUCUUUGUAUUUUGAGUCAAUGAAGCACUGCAGCAUGUCAUCUUCUGAUUUGUUGGCACUCUUGCGAGAUGCUAUGAUGUUUGCAAAGAUCUCAGCAAGCUUUGCGCGUGCUUGGUCACGGCGCUUGUGAGCUGGGAUUGGCAGGUAUGGUAAGAUGACACUGAUUGGAAGCAUCCCAUUAUCAAGGUCAUGGAACAAUGCAGAGACAUCAUCAAAGAGCUUGUCACGAACUUCACGGCCCAAAAGGCAUCUACUGGCUGUCAAGAUGAUCAGAUGCUCAAGCUCAUACUUCAAAUCAAUCUCCCCACUUGGUCCCCACUUUGAGAAAUAGUACUGCAAAUUGGGUAUGGGUUUGGGAAAGAAAAGUCUUCAAUGCCAAUUUGGUACACAACCAAGGAAAAAUACAAGGGAGUAAUUUACUAUUAACAACAUAAAGAAACAAUCAAGUGCCAGGUUUGAUGCAAUUUCACCAUGGUCAAGUCCAAAUGGAAAUGAAGAGCUUCCACAGUUUAUCAUGGGAGUGAAUUCAAGCAGCAGCAUAAAAUUUGGUUUUCAAUUAGACUGGGAAUUUUGCUACACUAAGAUGAGGGGUGCACUGAAAAUUGUCAAAUUUAUACUCUUUCUCGAGAAGUUAAAGCCUUGCAGUGGACAUAAAAAUGUAUGAACAUUGUCACAAAAUAUGGAAUUUUUAAGUUAUACUCCAUUUUCUAAAAGCGUUGAAGUGCCAAUCUUUUUACUCUAGAUUGAAAACAUCUAUAUCCGAUACCACGGAGAUGGAUGAGGCUUAGCUAUUGUUGAAUUAAAGUUUCGAUAAGCUUCAUCCUGCAAAAUGUACAGAUAUCACUGCAGGUGUUUGCCGUUGACCAGAUCGAACGAAGCAUUGAAUGCAAAAAACAUGCAAUACAUCAUGUAAGAAUAAAAGGGUCAAUU
This is a messenger RNA of Abrus precatorius (Indian licorice), 3771 nucleotides long. Its product is annotated as UPF0481 protein At3g47200-like. The coding region runs from base 140 to 1468 and encodes 442 amino acids. Lineage: Eukaryota; Viridiplantae; Streptophyta; Magnoliopsida; Fabales; Fabaceae. The transcript has 2 exons. The record is from RefSeq and is a predicted model, not a curated record.